Molecule: messenger RNA, 1824 nt
Organism: Nannospalax galili (Upper Galilee mountains blind mole rat)
Lineage: Eukaryota; Metazoa; Chordata; Mammalia; Rodentia; Spalacidae
Product: zinc finger protein 419
Exons: 5
Coding region: 135-1394 (419 amino acids)
Biological process (GO): negative regulation of transcription by RNA polymerase II
Molecular function (GO): DNA-binding transcription repressor activity, RNA polymerase II-specific
Source: RefSeq, a predicted model, not a curated record
UUUGGCGGUUCGCUGCCUGGGAUUCCUUUCAAAGUUCCUGUUUGGGUUGGUCAGGUCCGGGAAAACUAAUUUUCCUGGGCAUAGGCCCGGGCAGGAAGGAGGAGAGGAGGGAGGCUUUGUCCUCGGGCACCGCGAUGGGUCUGAAGUCCACGACGCCCCGGGAGCCCCGCUGCAGGUCUGGGGUGCGCACGGCCGCGUCCUCGUACCCGGCUCGCCCGCAGAGUCUGAUGGCGGCUGUGCGUGGAGCGGCGGAUCCGGUUCCUAUUGCUUCAGAGACACCUACCCACUACAGAGAGGGCUGUGUGACCUUUAAAGAUGUGGCCAUCUGCUUCUCAAGGGAGGAAUGGACACUGCUCAGUGACUCUCAGAAGUUCCUGUACCACAGUGUAAUGCUGGAGAACUUCAAACUCAUGGCCUCUGUGGGACUUAUACCUCCUGGGACCCAUGAAAUCACUCAGCUGCAGUCGUGGAAAGAGCCCGUCAUCCCUGCCCGAGGAAUCAUGACUCCAGCUAUGUGGACAGGUUAUUGGAAUGGAGCCAAGGCUGAACAGGCAGCUCUUGAACAGACAGCUCUUGAACAGACGCUUUCUACAGGUAAAGAAAUGAGUACUAGCCUUCACCAACAGCAAAAGCUGAGAAGUGCUGAGAAACCCUUAAAAACAGAAGAGGGCAGGAUCCCAGUUAUGAAGAGCACCAGAAACCACCUGUCAGAGACGAGCUUACAAAGCAAGUGCAGCGGGAUGUACCUGCAGACCAGCUCUCAUCUAGGAGAUUGGAUGACCCACGGUGGUGAUCAGCCACCCAGGAGUACCAAGAGUGCAGAGGCCAUUCCCACUGCAAACAGGGACUAUAAAUGCAGUGACAGUGACAAAACCUUUAGUCAGAAUCCUGUACUUGUUCAGCACCAGAGAUUAUACAGAAGAGAAAAAAAGCCUUUUAAGUGCAGUGAGUGUGGGAAAGCCUUCAGCCGAAAUGCCCAUCUCCUUCGACACUAUAAUGUUCACACUAAAGUAAAGCGUUUUAAGUGCAGUGAAUGUGGAAAAGCUUUCUGGCGUAACUGCUCCCUUGUUGAACAUCAGACCGUUCAUACUGGAGAAAAGCCAUAUAAGUGCAGUGAAUGUGGGAAAUUAUUUAGCAAAAAUUGUCACCUCGUGCAUCACCAGCACGCUCAUUUCAGAUCAAAGCCUUUUAAGUGCAAUCAAUGUGGGAGAUUCUUCACUUGGCAUUCUAACCUCAUCAGACAUGAGAGAGCUCACAGUGAGCCAAAGCAUUAUGAGUGCAGGGAGUGUGGUAAAGUGUUUCGCUACAGCUCUGGCCUUUCUAGACAUCGGAAGAUUCAUUUUGAUAAGUACCUUAUGAGUGUAAUGAAGGUGGAAAGUUCUUCAGUGGUCUGACCUCGACACACUCCAUAAAGUUCACUGAAUGAGUUUUGAAUGCUUCAGAUGUGGGGAGGAGCUUUCACCCUCACCUCCACAAUCCAUUAAACUAGAGAGGUCACAGGGAUAAGAGGAACUGUGAACAGCUUGAAAAAGGGUUUGAGCAGAGGUCUUCUCUGGCUAGCAACAUAAACACAACACUGUUAGGUUUCUUAGUGCAGAGACGGUAGUAAAAAGCUUCAGCCACUGGCCAACCUUGCUCAGCCUCAGGAGUGAGCCUGACUUAAAUCAGAAGCUCAGAAGUGCUGGCAGUAACUUUUGUGGGGGAGCUAGCGAUGUGCACAUUGAGACAACAUGAGGACUGUUGCCGUCAGCUCUUCCCAAGGUGACUUGCCGGAGCUUCAGGGAGAGUGAGUGAGCCCUUUGUUCUUUUUUUUUUUUUUUUUGG